AUGAAGCUUAAGACGAACUUCCUCCAGUUGGUCUGCGUACAGGAGACUAUCUCAGCUUCAUUCUAGGUUCUUGUCGUUUGGGUUGAAUUCUCGAGAUGGUUCUCUCGAGUCCCCAAGGACUCCGCCAACGAAAGGUUGCCGACGAUGGUUCGGAAGAUUCAGGAGCUCAUUUUAAAGCAGAGUGUGGCCAGUCAGAGAAGACACGUCAGGCACACGAGGAAGUGGUUUGGGGGCAGACGCCAGACGGCGAAGUCUUUAGGGUUCCAACCACGCACGAUGUACUAACCGGGCUUUUCCAUCCACGUUACCCAAAGAGUCAUCUGGACAUCCUCAAUCUCUCAUUGCUCGGGUUACAGCUUGUUCUGUUCUAUAUAUUGCCACGUUCCACAGCCAAAGUUUUCUUUCUGUUCUAUUUUGUGUUCUGGAGGGCAGCUUAUGAUGCUGGGUUGGGAUGGGUCCUCACUAAACAGAGCAAGAGAAAGUGGAUGGUUCGCGAAGUACAACGCCUCGGAUGGCUCGAUGAGAAGCGUAACCCGGCUGCUAGAAACUGGAUUCGUGCUCAGUUACAGGGGAAAAUGGGAAAGGACUAUUCAUUCGAUGACCUUCCAUUGGAAUACAACACAUGGCUGUUGUUUAGGCAGCUUGUAGACGUGAUUCUUCUCAAUGACUUCUUGGCGUACUGCAUGUUUUCCUUUGCUUGUUUCAGAGUGCCCGAAGGACUUUCUUUUCCUGUCCAUGCCAUGAGGUGGAUUGGUGGUGUUGCGUUGGUCGUAUUCAACCUUUGGGUAAAAACCGAGGCACACAAUGUUGUCAAGGAUUACGGUUGGUAUUGGGGUGAUGUAUUUUUCCAGCGCGGCGCGCUUGUAUUUGAUGGCGUUUUUGAGUUGGCCCCUCAUCCAAUGUACUCCGUCGGUUACGCUGGAUACUACGGUCUUUCCCUGAUGGCCGGAAGCUAUGCUGUCCUUUAUGUCAGUCUGGCAGCUCAUGCAGCUCAGUUCGCAUUCCUUGUCUUGUUCGAAAACCCUCAUAUCGAACGGAUGUAUGGAAAACGCAAGCCUAUCGCGCUGCGUAAGCCUAUAUCUGCAUCUGAAACCAAGAAGAUCAAAAAAGUGCACAGCUCUCGCCAAAUUCCAUCAUCUGUCGAGGACAAUGCAGACCAAUUGUCCACACCCGCUGCCACGGAAGGCGAGACUGCUACAGAUACCGAAACUGAGACGGAAUGCGAAGGCAAGGCUCCGGCCACCCUCCGUUCCUACCGCCCCAAGCAACCCAUACUUUUGGAGAGUACUGUCUCUCAACAUGAUUUGCAUCACAAGUAUUUCAGACGAGACGUGGUCCUUCUUCACAACAUCGAUUUACUCCGUUCCUCAGAUGCCAUGCUUGCGCUUCUAUUGGUCUAUGUCGUAUUAGGAUCAUCCUUGCCUGUACUAUCGUAUCAUGCAACACUCGCGUUACACUUCGCACACGCUUGUGCUUGGUGUAUGUUCCACAGCUUUGGUCUUGGGCUUCUCCUUCGUGCCCAGAGCAAAUCGAAAUAUCUCGUCCGGCACUUCUUAAAACAUUACCAUUAUCCGUCUCGUGACCAUGGUGAUGGCGCAUUACAGGAAGCAUUUACCAACUGGAAGGCGUUGUACAAUAUUAGUUUGUGCAUGACAUAUACUUCGCUGACGAGUUUGGCGUGGAAAUCAUACACGGCGCCCGUUGCCUGGUUUGAGGGUGAUGCCCUUCUCUGUCAUACGCUAGGAGCACUCUUGAUCGCACUCCAUGGGUGGGCAGCUAUGGAGUCAUUCGAAGUAUUGGGUGUUUUCGGUUGGUUUUACGGCGACUUUUUCAUGGAGGAUUUCCCAGCGCAUCUGGAGUACACCGGUAUAUUCAGGUAUCUUAAUAACCCCGAACUAAUGAGUGGCGCCUACUUUCUGGGCCUUGCUUUGAUCAGUGGCAGCAAGCUUGUUGGCAUGCUUGCAGUCAUCAGGUUUGUGUCCCACUGGUGGUUCCUCCAGACCGUUGAACACCCCCACAUGCAGAAAUUAUACGGUGACAGUCUUCGCAAGGACGCUGGCUUUGUCAAAGUUAUCAAAAGCGUUGCUAGCAAGAAUGCUCGCCUUUUAGAAUCGCGUGCGGGGCGGCAUGUACCCGAAAUCAAAAGAGUUGCGAAAGAAGUCAAAGGCACUUUCGACAAGGUUUUUGAAGAAACUGCUGAUGUGGUUGAGGAGUUCCUUGCGAGAUCGAAACCCAAGAUAUCGGAAGUGAUGCAGGAGACCAAAGUUCUUCUCCAACAAUCACGGGAAAGACUGAUUAUCACUCGCGUUGCCCGUGACCUAUCAUCGUUUGACACAACGAAAUACAAGGUGUCGAUUGUCCCAAGUCAAUCCGGAGACAAACGCUUCCAUAUAGGCGAGUCUAUCAAGGUCAACUGGCAAGCUCCUGCCCGGCACUCCCGUCGUGACUGGAUCGGAAUAUACAAAGUCGGUGCCAACAAAUCUACGUUGGUGACGAAGAUAUCAUCUAGCGGGUUGUGGGUUCCCGUUCAUCACGAAGAAUGGGAUCAAGAUGCGCCUGUCGAUCACACUAAUCGCAUUACCACUCUGGGAAAGGAGCCGGAGUUUGGUAUCGUUCCAUUUGAAGGUCCCACACUCCCAUGGACUAUUGGUCAAUACGAGGUCCGUUACCAUCACGAUGGCAAGUAUAAUGUGUUAAGUCUUGACGGACCGUGCGAGGUGUACGUGAGCAAACCUGUGGCGCUCGAUCUCACCUCCAUUCGGGAAUACUUGACUUACACUGUACCUCUCUGCCUGGACUCCGAUCCUGACCUGAUUCCCCUAUCUUGCGGAGGUAUCCAAGAACCCGCCGACACAGACCCUGCCGUUGCUCGUGACGUGGACGAUUUCAGCUUCUGGUCCGAACAGCAGGCCAAACGUAUAUGCUACGUGAUUAAGCAGGCAUUCGGGGUCGAAUAUGCGCCAGAUGUGGUUGUGGCUGAUGCUAAUUUGACUGCGCUUGCCAAUCGGAUAUUGGUCUCGAAGCAAUUACUGGUUCUGUAGCCCUUGAUUAAUGAUUCAUUUCUUUUUUCUCUUUCUGAGUACAUUUGGAUUACAUACCCACGCACCAGGAUGUUUUUCAUUCCAUGACGACCGGUUUAUGAUCACUCGACC
Suillus plorans is the source of this 3152-nucleotide messenger RNA. RefSeq names its product phospholipid methyltransferase-domain-containing protein. NCBI's taxonomy places the organism in Eukaryota, Fungi, Basidiomycota, Agaricomycetes, Boletales, Suillaceae. Bases 96 to 3041 code for a protein of 981 amino acids. Gene Ontology annotation, molecular function: phosphatidylethanolamine N-methyltransferase activity. Gene Ontology annotation, biological process: phosphatidylcholine biosynthetic process. The record is from RefSeq and is a predicted model, not a curated record. The transcript is spliced from 18 exons.